AUGCCUGGCUCACCGGCUGCUGGUACUCCUGCUAACUUGGUGGUGGAAGGUGCCGCUUCCAGCUCGGCAGUAAUGGAGUCCACAGUGGGCGACAAAGAGGCGGCCCCGGGGGGGAAGGGGGUUGACGAGCACCUUGCCGAAGCAGUAGCAACAGCUGUUCCUGUGAGCUCCCAGGGCAGCCUGGUAGAAGCUGAUGGAUUUGAUAUUGACGUUGGUGAAAAUGAGGGAGAGACGACAGGCACGAUAGCUGAGAAUAGUGACGACCAAAUUCCCGAUGAUGAGAAUGUGCAAAGUCCUAUGCAGAUGGGUACUGAGGACAGUCAUCUCGUCAUCGAUAGUACUGACUUCAAGGAGCUCCUUAUUGAUGACGCCCCCGGUGUGUAUGAACAGCUAGAGCAGAGUCAUAGGCUUUGUGACAAGCUACGCAUAAUGUUGGAAGAGAGAGCUAAUGUGGAGAAGAGCUAUGCGGCUAGUCUGGAGCGCUUGGCCAGGAAGGCUAAAGAGGUGCUCCUGGCCGACGCCAAGCCUUCAGGGUUUGCGACGGCCUCGGCUGCCUUUGACGGUUAUAUAGGAAGUGUUAUGCAUAGAGCUGAGCAGUCGAGACAGUUGGCGAGCGACUUGGCUGGGGAGGUGGUGCCAUCGCUCAGAGGGACCUUGAAGCAGCACGGGCAGGUCUAUCAGCGGAUUAGGGCGGACGGGAUGAAGUUGUCAACUGCUCUGCAAGAACAGUAUCGACUUCAUGAUGAGACGGUGUUGCGGUAUGACGAGGCGGCACAGAGAGCUGACCAUCUUAUGCGGGAACUUGCCCUUGAUACUACACAUGACCCUAGUAGUAGACUAAGACUGGCGAUAGCUGCGGCGGAGUCCUCGAGACUAGCUUCGGGCUGUGAGGAAAGCUAUAAGAAAGCUGUUCAUAAGGUGAAUACUGAACGGCAGAGAUUUGUAGCCCACAUGGACAUUAUUAUGGAUGCCCUACAGGACAUGGAAGUGAAGAGAGAGCGGUGUUUUAAGGAUGCACUUAGGAAGACUUUGGUGUUUGAUAUGGCGUGGGUCCGUAAUGUGGAGUAUGACCUCAACCGGGUCAUACCAAUCGCGGAGGAGGUGGAUCCUGAGGGUGACACGGCACAGUUCGCCCGGGAGAGAUAUGCUGAACGAGCCAGGUUGGUGAAGGGGGGAGUGGGCAGGGCGACUUUGCUGGAGAGGAUCGAAGUGCUGCCCUGGUCGAAGUUGCAGGAGAGCUUGCAUCCAUCAGAGCAACGUAGAGAACCACCGAGGGAAAUCAAUGGAGUAGAUGAGAAUGAGGCCGUGUCGCGAUGUGAUGCGUUUGUCGAAUCUGUAUGGAGAGGCGAUGCAGAGGCGGAGGACUCUAAGGAGCUCGUAGCCGGUCUCAGAGACCACGGUGUUCGUAUGCAAUUCUGCAAGAAACUGCGAUCGAAAGCCCACAGUGAGGCGGUCCUCGAGGGAGGCAUGACGUCAUUGCAGACUCUGGCCAAGACCUGUGGGGUCGUGCUGGAUCUGGCUGACCAGCAGAUGGACGGCGAGACUGCUGGUCAGAUCGCUGGUGUUAGUCUGAGAAUAUGCGUUGUAAAGGAGGAUGGUAAGAAGCACAGUCUCAUGCAGGAGCUAUACUAUCACCCUAUAUGGAGCCGCGUGUUGAUCUGGGAGGAUAUACUCUUGUGGGCUAUAGCUGAAAGCUGUAUGGCAGAGCAAAGGGGACGAGCCGGCUGGCCAGAGCGUGAUGCCGCUGAUACGUCCCACGCGGUUGGUAUCAGUAAUUUUGGAGAGGUCAUUCUUCACUACGGUGUGCGACCUGACAACGGUAAGGAUUUAGUCUUGAGGUGUAUAGGUCGCAUGGAGGAGCCUCUGGGACGGGGGGCCAUGGAUGAUAUCAAGACGACUUUGCUCGAUGGCCUGGUAGUGGCUGAGGUGAAGGAAGCUCAGCCGGAGGAGCAGGAGGAGACUAAGGAGGAGGAUGAACAUUUGAAUGACCGUGAUGCGAGAGAAGAUGUUUUUGCGUGA
Molecule: messenger RNA, 2019 nt
Organism: Perkinsus marinus ATCC 50983
Lineage: Eukaryota; Perkinsozoa; Perkinsida; Perkinsidae
Exons: 6
Coding region: 1-2019 (672 amino acids)
Cellular component (GO): plasma membrane; cytoplasm
Source: RefSeq, a predicted model, not a curated record